AUGAUAUUGAAAAUAAUUGUUCGUUAUAUAAUUAAUAAAUAUAUGAAAGAUUAUAUUGAAAGAUUAGAUGAUGAAAAAUUAAAACUUAAUCUUAAACAUGGAAAUGUUUUAUUAGAAAAUCUUCAUUUGAAACCGGAAGCAUUGGUUGGAUUGGGUAUUCCUGUAACAGUAGCUACUGGUUUUAUUGAAGUACAUCAAGAUUUGCAUGAAUAUCAUGCAGAAAAAAUGAAACGAGUUCAACGUAAAUUGGAUAAUCUUAGAAAAGCAGGAUUAGAUGAACAAAAACUUGAUGAAAAAGAAAAAGGAUUUUUUGAAAAAAUAAAAUUUCAAAUGUUACAAAAUCUCGAAAUAACUCUAAGAAAUUUUCAUAUUAGUUAUGAAACAAAAUCAACAACUAAAUUGGGACAUCCAUUUUCAUUUGGAAUUACAAUUCAUUAUUUACAAUUGACUACAACAACAAAUAAAGAACGAUUAGGAAAAGUUAAAGAAAAUACACUUGUCAUUGCUCAGUUUAAAGAAAUUAAAUGGUUAUCACUCUAUUGGAAUACUAAUUGUACAUCAAGAAUUCAUAUGCCAUUUGAAUAUGUUGUUGUUAUUUUGCAUCCAGUCAAUUUGAAUUUUGCAUUUAAAGUCGGAAUAAAAUUUGCUGAACAAAAUUUUCAACGACCAAUAUACAAAAUAAAAUUUCAAAUAGAACAAAUAAGUUUUGGAAUUGAUCCAAAACAAUUUUCUGAUUUACUUGAUUUUAUUAAAUUUCAAAAUUAUAGUGUUUUCUAUGAUCGAUGUCGAGAAUAUCGUCAAUUGUGUUUAAAAGAUGUAAUUGGAAAUACAAAAUUAACGAAAGAAGAACAAGAUCGUAUUCAAAUUCUAGAAUCGAAAUUAGAUGCUUUCACAAUGGCAUAUAUUCGACAUAGUGUUGAAUUAGAAACUCAUUUAUAUUCGGAUACAAGUGCCUAUCAUGAUUACAGUUGGUGGAGUUGGUGGUGGAAUGAAAGAACAAACUUGAAUCACGGUCAUCAUCGAAUAAUCAAAGGAAAUAUGCAUGAUGAAGAUGAAUUUUUCUCCGAAGAGUUGUUAGAUAUUGAUGCACAAAUAACAAUAAACGAACUCGAUCUUGCUUUAUUAUCACCAUCAAAAAGAAAAAAAUUAAAUGAAAAAAAUAAAAUAAUUACUCAUAUUAUUAUGGAGAAUACUCGAAUUGAUUAUAAACGACGAGCUAUUUCGUCGAGUAUCUUAGUUGUACUUGAUCUUGAAUAUUUUCGAAUAUUUGGUUUAAAAUCUAAUGAACAACAUCAACCAUUAAUAUUGACAUCAUCUUCAAAGUCAUUAAAUUCAUUGAUACAUCUAGAAUUUGAAUUAGCUCCAAUUCAUAAAAAAGCAGAUUUUCGAUUUCUUUUAAUAAUUGAACCAUUGUCAGUUAUUUAUCAUGCUGCAACAAUCAAUGAAAUCGUUGCACAUUUUGAACCAAUUGAUAAAAAUACUUAUUCUCUAUCUUCACAAAUAAAACAACGAACAUUUCUACAGAUGGAGCAUGAUUUAUCUAAUAAGAAAAUCUUUGAUAUGACUAUGCAAAUCAAAGGUUUAUCACUUUUCUUACCAGAAUAUGGAUAUUUUAAACACGAUUGUAAGACAAUGAUUAUUCGUUUCACUAAUUUAAAACUAAGCUCAUGUCUCAAUGAUGAUGAUAGAGAACAAGAUGAUGCUUUAUUUCAGAAACAAAUGAGAGAAAGACGAUACUACAUUAAAUACAAGUUCCUAUUAAAUGAUCUUGAAAUAAUUUAUUCCGAAUCAAGCAAAGAACAAUUGCGUAUAUUACGAGCAAUUCCAUUGAUUGACACGAAUUUUUACAAAUGUAUUUAUUCAGAUGAUGCUCAAUUAACAGAUUGGCGUAUUGCUGUUAAAAUAGUACAAAUGGCUGAAAUUGAAUUAUCAAGAAUGAUAAUGACCAAAUUGAAUAAACUUCAUCGAUCAGUUCCAUUAUUUUAUUCAGCAAUGUCAGAAACAUUAAAUCGAAUUAAUCUAUUUUUUAAUAUAUUUCCUCCUCAUACAAGUAUUGAAUGUAAUAUAUCAAUUAAUAAAUGUUCUUUUAUUAUAAUGAAUUCGAAAACAUCGAUCAAAACACAUAUUUCCUGUCAUAUACUGAAGACAAGAAAUGAAGAUGAAUAUAGUAAAUCAAUAAGAGUUAUAUUAAAAAAUUUAUCAAUGAUACUUCAUUCAUCUUUAAUAUCUAUCCAAUCAUCUUGGCCGUUUUAUCAAAAUAAUGCUAUUGAAUUAUUAUAUUCUGAUACUGACACUAAACUAUGA
This is a messenger RNA of Rotaria sordida, 2304 nucleotides long. The record is from the annotation of a GenBank genome assembly. Lineage: Eukaryota; Metazoa; Rotifera; Eurotatoria; Philodinida; Philodinidae.